AGGUUAUGCAUACAUUACAGACUGGAGGCUGAAAGGAAUAGUGCGGAUUAGGAAAUACGAUGGAGGGGAGAUGACAAUUAUUCGCAGUGGAAUCAAUAAUAUUGCACAUGUGAAAUCAUUUGAUGCGGGUAUCCAAAUAGGUUCAAAUCAAUGCAAUAGACCAACUAAUCCAAAUGCAGAUUGCAGUCAUUUUUGUUUCCCAGCCCCUAACUAUCAGCGGGUUUGCGGCUGUCCUUAUGGGAUGAAGUUAAGUUCUGGACAGGCCAUCUGUGUGGAGGAUCCAUCAAAUGAACCCCCAACAUUGCAGUGUGGACAGUAUUCAUUUGCCUGUGCCAAUGGCAAAUGUGUGCCAGGUUAUUAUCGCUGUGAUGGGUCUGACGAUUGUCAUGACAAUAGUGAUGAGCAAGGCUGCGGAUCACCAAAUAUCACAUGUUCCUCCAGAGCCUUUACAUGCCGUAAUGGGCGAUGCAUUCCUCAGAACUGGCGCUGUGAUAAACACAAUGACUGUCUUGAUGGCAGUGAUGAGCAGAACUGUCCCACCCAGGGUCCCCAAUCUUGUCCAAGCAGCUACUUCACCUGCAGUAAUAACCAUUGCAUUCCUCGUAUUUGGCUCUGUGAUACAGAUAAUGACUGCGGAGAUGGAUCUGAUGAGGUGAACUGCAAUAUUACCAGCACCUGUGAGCCUGGGCAAUUCCAGUGUCCAGAUCAUCGCUGCAUUGCCCCAUCUUACACCUGUGAUGGAGACAAAGACUGUGUGGAUGGUUCUGAUGAGCAAGGUUGCAUUUACAACUGCACGUCUUCCCAGUUUGCAUGUGCAAGGGGUAACCAGUGCAUUAAUAGCUACUACCAAUGUGAUGGCGUCUUUGACUGUAAUGACCACUCUGAUGAAGCCAACUGU
This is a messenger RNA of Staurois parvus, 898 nucleotides long. Lineage: Eukaryota; Metazoa; Chordata; Amphibia; Anura; Ranidae. The record is from the annotation of a GenBank genome assembly.